AUGUCAAUACGUAUUGUAAACUCUAUUUACCAGGGCCCACCUCAGCCAGGUCAGCCGUUUAAAUUCACAAUUGGAGAAUCCUGUGAUAGAAUUAAAGAAGAAUUUAACUUUUUGCAGGCCCAGUACCACAAUUUAAAAUUGGAGUGUGAAAAAUUAGCAAGUGAAAAAAUAGAAAUUCAAAGGCAUUAUGUUAUGUAUUAUGAAAUGUCUUAUGGAUUAAAUGUAGAAAUGCACCAACAGACUGAAAUAGCUAAAAGAUUAAAUGCAAUAAUUGCUCAGAUAUUACCAUUCCUUUCUCAAGAGCAUCAACAGCAGGUAGCAACAGCAGUAGAAAGAGCGAAGCAAGUUACGAUGACUGAACUUAACGCCAUAAUCGGGCAACAAAUGCACGCCCAGCAACUGCCGCAUGCUGCCCAUGCUCCGCCCAUUCCAAUGAUGCCUCAUCCGGGACUUCCGGGGCCUCCGAGUGCUGGAGCAGGAAUUCUCGGAGCUCUCGGGGGCCCGACACCACAUCCUCUCAGCAUAUUAGCUUCUAAACCAGACAUUAAUUCGGAUCACGUAAAAUACAAUAGUGGCCUGAAUUCUUCAGAUGAACGGCAUAGGAAUUCGAUUUCUCCUGCUGAACGGGAAAAAUACAGACCAAGAAGCCCAGCUGAACCUGAUAUAAAAAAAUUAAAAAAAGAGGAGAAAGAUGGACAUGGAAGUGAUGGAGAGAAAAGCGAUCAAGACUUAGUUGUAGACGAUCAAAGUGAAGAUCCUGUAUCUCCACAUAAUGGUACAGCUUCACCUAGAGAAAAUGGUUUAGAUAAAUUAGCACCUAAAAAAGAACAUGCUGGACCACAUAGCCCUAGAAGUGGUACCUCAUCUAAUGCUAGUACACCUUCUACGAAAAAAAUUGAUAAUGAAAAACCGACGACACCAAUUUCAAAAUCUGUCACACCCACAAGUGGGGGUAGCGCUAAUAGUGUUUCUGGAGUUAGCGGUAUGAAAUCGGCGACCAAGCCUCCUUCAUUAGCCGGUUACCCUCAUUAUUUAGCGGGUGCUCCUACUCACGAUUUAGCUCAGGCAGGAGCUUACGGUGCAUUACAUAAUAACCUUCCUCCAGCUCUCAAUAACUAUCCCAGACCAUCACUCGUUGGCUAUGAUCCACAAGUUCCCCAAGUUGCUCAUAUGAGAGCUCCCUUAAAUCCCGCGUUGGGAGGAAUACCAGGCGGGAAACCAGCUUAUUCGUUUCACGUUUCUGCCGACGGACAAAUGCAACCAGUGCCAUUUCCACCAGAUGCCCUAAUUGGUCCAGGAAUUCCACGACACGCCAGACAAAUUAACACCCUAAGUCACGGGGAAGUUGUGUGUGCCGUUACUAUAUCUAAUCCUACAAAAUACGUUUACACAGGCGGGAAGGGUUGUGUCAAAGUCUGGGAUAUAAGUCAACCAGGAAGUAAAAGUGCGGUAUCUCAACUCGAUUGUCUGCAAAGAGAUAAUUACAUUAGAUCUGUUAAAUUAUUACCGGACGGGCGAACUCUAAUUGUGGGAGGGGAAGCAAGUAAUUUGAGUAUAUGGGAUUUGGCAUCACCUACUCCAAGGAUCAAAGCCGAAUUGACAUCAAGUGCUCCGGCAUGUUAUGCCCUUGCCAUCAGUCCAGAUUCUAAGGUAUGCUUUAGUUGUUGCUCUGAUGGAAAUAUAGCUGUCUGGGAUCUACAUAAUCAAACAUUAGUGAGACAAUUUCAAGGUCACACCGAUGGUGCAUCUUGCAUUGAUAUUUCGGCCGAUGGUACAAAGCUAUGGACCGGCGGGUUGGACAAUACAGUAAGAUCUUGGGACUUGAGAGAAGGAAGACAACUUCAGCAACACGACUUCACUUCACAGAUAUUUUCAUUAGGAUAUUGUCCCACUGGUGAAUGGCUAGCCGUCGGAAUGGAAAAUUCAAAUGUUGAAGUUUUACACGCGACAAAACCUGAUAAAUAUCAACUUCAUUUGCACGAAUCUUGUGUUCUGUCUUUAAGAUUUGCUGCUUGUGGAAAAUGGUUUGUGUCAACUGGAAAAGACAAUUUACUCAAUGCCUGGAGAACACCAUACGGAGCAUCAAUAUUUCAAUCAAAAGAAUCAUCAUCCGUCCUAAGUUGUGACAUCUCUGCUGAUGAUAAAUAUAUAGUCACGGGAUCAGGAGAUAAAAAAGCAACUGUUUACGAAGUUAUGUAUUGA
Molecule: messenger RNA, 2202 nt
Organism: Pediculus humanus corporis (human body louse)
Lineage: Eukaryota; Metazoa; Arthropoda; Insecta; Psocodea; Pediculidae
Product: protein groucho, putative
Exons: 16
Coding region: 1-2202 (733 amino acids)
Biological process (GO): negative regulation of canonical Wnt signaling pathway; regulation of DNA-templated transcription
Cellular component (GO): nucleus; transcription regulator complex
Molecular function (GO): transcription corepressor activity; protein binding
Source: RefSeq, a predicted model, not a curated record